AUGGUAUGGAUUUCUCAAAUUUGAUAAACAAAACCUGUAUACUAAACAUACAGUGGAGUUAUCAUAGAAAGAAUAUCUACGAGCUUGUAGCUACGAAUUCGGAAUGGGAAAAUGUCGACACUAGUAAGCAUACGUUUCCUUCAGAAAUUUGGGAAAUACGACCUACAUGGGAAGUGAUUAUAAAAAUUAUCAGUGUUUUACCAAUUAUCACUAUUGGAUCCUUAGCUAAUGGUGGAUUAAUCUAUGUGAUACUGAAAGAAAAAUCAUUACACACUACGACAAAUCUUUUGAUUGUAAAUAUGUGUAUCGCAGAUUUUGGUACAUGUUUGGUAUGUCCGUGGAUGUUUCUUUGCGUUGAUCUGUUUCAAAACUACAUUUUGGGCGAGAUUGGCUGUCGAAUGGAUGGAGCAUUAGUGCAUGCUUUGACAUUAGUUGCGGUUUUUAACUUGAGUGCAAUCAGUUACGAUCGUGUUUCAGCUAUUGUCCUUAAUUGCUCAGGAAAAUUAUCGAGAAGGAUAAUGCACAUUUUACUUUUCUCUACUUGGAUUUGUGCAAUAUCUGUCGCUAUUCCUUUAAUUUAUUUUCGACAUUAUUACGAAAGACAAUGGAAAAAUUAUUUAGAGGCAUAUUGUACUGAAGACACUGUGCUUAUCUAUCCUUAUUGGCACAUUUUCGCCGGUUUAAGCGUUUGGGCACCAUUGGGUAUUAUGGCAAUAUGUUAUUCAGCUAUUCUCAUAAAAUUAGAUCGUUACGAAGCACAAGCUUUGAGAAGUAAAUAUCCUAUUGUGGUAAAAUAUAAAGGAAGAGUAGCACAAGUAUUGGCAUUAAUAGUUUUAGCAUUCAUCAUAUGCCGUGUACCAUUUACCGCGUUAAUAAUUCGAAGGGCACAGUUAUUAAAAGAACUGUCUAAAACAGGACAAGCAGACACUUUGUAUCCAUUAUGGUAUAUUAGCAGAUAUUUAAUACUGCUUAAUGCUGGAAUAAAUCCUUUAUUGUAUGGUUGUAGUAGUAGUUCAUUGAGAAAAGAAUUAGCAUUGUGCCCUGUUACAUCUUGGUUAAUCCUAAAGAAGAAAGAUCGAAAAUCAAAAUCGUGUAAUGUUUCACAAUUGAAGAUAAAAAAUUUCCAUAAUUUAAAGCCACGAUCUCCUUGUUCGCGAACAAAUUAUAAUGACAGGGAUACUAUACCGAAUAUUUCAUCAACUACCAUAUGAAUAAAUUUAGAGUUCAAUCUGCUAAUACCUUUCAAUCUAUUAUGUCUAUGCUUAUAUUUAAUCAUAUCUUUUAUAUUUUAUUGAAAAAUAUAACAAAGAUAGGAUGAGCAGCAUCUAAUAUAUUAAAUUCUUUGCAUGGAUGCACUUCUCAUCUAUUUUUACGUUGUAUUCUUACAUCUCAAAAAUAUAAAACAGUAAGUAUAUGCAAAUAAUUAAAUGAAGUAGAAACG
Frieseomelitta varia is the source of this 1441-nucleotide messenger RNA. RefSeq names its product neuropeptide Y receptor type 1. The coding region runs from base 6 to 1211 and encodes 401 amino acids. The record is from RefSeq and is a predicted model, not a curated record. Gene Ontology annotation, cellular component: membrane. Gene Ontology annotation, biological process: G protein-coupled receptor signaling pathway. Lineage: Eukaryota; Metazoa; Arthropoda; Insecta; Hymenoptera; Apidae. Gene Ontology annotation, molecular function: G protein-coupled receptor activity. The transcript is spliced from 5 exons.